GGUACAGUCACGUCGCCAUGGCGAGCCGAAGAACUUCGCAACCAAGCAAAGACAAUGGGGACAAAUAUUCUGUAUUAUUACCCACCUACAACGAGAGAGAAAACCUUCCAUUGAUAGUUUGGCUUUUGGUGAAAUAUUUCGGUGAAAGUGGAUACAACUACGAGAUUAUUGUAAUUGACGACGGAAGCCCAGACGGGACACUGGAGGUGGCUGAGCAGCUGCAGAAAAUAUAUGGAGAGGACAAGAUACUUCUGCGACCAAGGGCAAAGAAAUUAGGCUUGGGCACUGCCUACAUCCACGGCAUAAAGCACGCUACUGGCAACUACAUCAUCAUAAUGGAUGCUGAUCUUUCUCAUCAUCCCAAAUUUAUCCCAGAAUUUAUUGAAAAGCAGAAGGAAGGUAACUACGACCUGGUGUCUGGCACUCGAUACAGCGGGGAUGGAGGCGUAUACGGCUGGGACCUGCGUAGGAAAAUCAUCAGUCGGGGGGCAAAUUUUGUGACUCAAGUGCUGUUGAGACCCGGUGCUUCAGACCUCACUGGCAGCUUCAGGCUGUAUAAGAAGAAGGUGUUGGAGAGUCUGGUGGAGCGGUGCGUGUCUAAAGGCUACGUCUUUCAGAUGGAGAUGAUCGUCAGAGCCAGACAGCUCGACUACACUAUCGGAGAAGUGCCCAUCUCCUUCGUGGACCGAGUUUACGGCGAGUCCAAACUGGGAGGGAACGAGAUCGUGUCAUUCGUCAAAGGACUGCUCACACUCUUCGCCACCACAUGAUCAGUGACGCACCAGGAUUGGACGUCCCAUCGGUCAUGUAGCCAUUUGUUAAAGUUACUGUCUUUUUAAAAGCAGUAGUUGUAUCAGAAUUGUAAGGGAGGGACAGAGAGACAGGGAGACAUCUCUCUGCUCUGUUAGCUGUAAAUAGAAAAUAUAUCCGGGUCAGCAGCCAACUGCGGUACUGAAGGAACAACACAGUGCUUUACAUUCCCGUCAUCCUCCUUAAUGAAUUUAAACAAAGCACACGGUGUCUCAUCAUUCCCAAUCCAGACAGCUAACUGGCUCAGCUUUAACACCACUGUCAGAUGGGUUUAAGUACACAUUUAACUGCUACACAUGUGAUUGUUUGUAUAAAAUGAAUCAGAUUGUUUGUAUAAAAUUAAACACUUUACAUUGUU
Messenger RNA from Scomber scombrus (Atlantic mackerel), 1168 nucleotides. It is a transcript of the gene dpm1, whose product is annotated as dolichyl-phosphate mannosyltransferase subunit 1, catalytic. Lineage: Eukaryota; Metazoa; Chordata; Actinopteri; Scombriformes; Scombridae. Bases 18 to 770 code for a protein of 250 amino acids. The transcript is spliced from 9 exons. The record is from RefSeq and is a predicted model, not a curated record. Gene Ontology annotation, biological process: GPI anchor biosynthetic process; protein O-linked glycosylation via mannose. Gene Ontology annotation, cellular component: endoplasmic reticulum membrane. Gene Ontology annotation, molecular function: dolichyl-phosphate beta-D-mannosyltransferase activity.